AAAAACAUCUAACGCUGCCUGGCAUUUAAAGAUCCAUCUCGGCUACAUCAUGGUUGGGCUUGAUGACGGGAGAGGAAGAGACGAAAACUAAAGUGAGAGGCGGUCGCUGUAGUGGCGGCGCAAAGGCGCUGGCGGACGUAAAGCAACAGGCCAGUGCACGAAAGUGCGUACGUGGGAGCAGGCGUCUAACCUGUAGUCAGUUAAUUGUGCGGCUUGGUUGAAGAACAAAAUCGGGAGUGGAAAAACGCGAGUUUCCUCGAUGAAUUGCCGACCUGAACCUCGUUAUGGAGGUGCUCAAGACCAACCAGGAGAUUGUGCACGAAGGAUGGCUUAUCAAGUCGCCACCCACGAAGUUGUGGAGAGCGAGAUGGAGAGAAAGAUGGUUCACCCUGCGACACAGUGGAGAAUUGCCUGGGCAGUAUUUUCUAGAAUAUUAUACAGAUAAAAAAUGUAGAAAACUAAAAGGGAAAAUCGAUCUUGAUCAAUGUGAACAGGUGGAUGCUGGUCUGAGAUUUGAGAAUCGUAAGCAAAAAUAUCAGUACAUGUUCAACGUUAAGACACCAAAAAGGACCUAUUAUCUUGUGGCUGAAAAUGAAGCUGAUAUGAAUAAAUGGGUUGAUGCCGUUUGUCAAGUUUGUGGCUUAAAAGUUCAGGAUGAUGAGCAACAACUGCAAAUAUAUCCAUUUGAGUCGCAAGAAUCUCCACCAAUCUCCCCAGCAAGUACAAUUUCCGGUCCUUAUAUUCCUAUAAGCGAGUGUAUAUCUGGACGAAGCUUAAACGACACGAGUUCUCUCAGUUCAGUUAUGUGUCAAGGUCCUGAGAUUUACGAUGCACCGAGGAGGUUGGCUCCAUCUCCACCUAGAUCGCCUACUACAACGGAUGCCGAAAGUGUAUUUACCGACGACGAGUGGACUGUACCAGUGCCUAGUGUUAAUUGGAAAACUUUUCCCUCGACAGGUGAAUCAAAGCCAUCAAACAGUGCCAAUGAUGCAGACAUAGGUUCCUGGAGUGUGCGCAAGAGAUUUGGUAAGUUGCGAAUAGUAGACUCGGCAACUCCACCAGCCGCAGAGGAAGUCCCAGCGCCACCAAGACCACCGAAGCCAGCGCAUAUGUCUCUCGAAAAUCCCGGGCACAAUUACCUCAAUUUAGACGGAGCGACCGAAAGCUCAAAACCAGUUACCCCGGCUACACCGGCACCAACUACCCCAGCAACGGCCAUAAUUACUGAUGAGACUUACGAUUUUCCAAGAUCUCACCAGCCUGAAUCGAUCGACAGCAGUACGCUUAGCAGGCGUCCUAGGCAUUGUUACACUAAUGCUGCACCGACGAAAGCUACUGGAAAAGAUGAACGUGUCUUCCGUUACGACUUUCAUGAUGAUGAACCACCAAGUCCCCGUUCAGAAUCUUCAGCAACGGCAACGUAUUCGAAUUUACCGAGCCCCUUGACUAAGCCAGAUAUUGUAGGAACAACUAAUAAUUCAAGUCAUUCAGUAUUAACUACGUUACUGACAUCUCCGACAUUAAUGGGACCACCGCCUCCAGUUGUCUAUCGAGAACUCAAACCUGGAAGAAAAACUAGUGAUACACUAUCAAUGAUCAGUAACGAGCAUUCGCCUGGUCCUGUCAAUGUUGGCCCUGAGAUAAGCCCAUCGGAACACUCACCAGCUGAACCACCCAGCAUCAAUCGACGACUCAAACCACCAUUAACUAAACCACCACUUCAAAGUCCUUUGCAAUUGGCUUCACCACCUGGACGAAAUAGAGCGAGAGUAGUACCAAGUCCUACGCCUCCGAGUGUUCAUUCAAAUAGACUUCAGUCACUUUCUGACGAUGAUAAUAUCCAUGAAGAUAAAGAAGAGAUUUACUAUUUUCAGGAUCAGAAUAGUUUCAUUCCGGCAUCGUCUCGUAAGUUUGUCGAUUUACAGUACCUUGACCUUGAUUUAGAAUCAUCCCAAACUUCUAAUGCUCCGACUCUGCUACCUGUUCAAUCAUCUCCGAGUUCAACAGUUUAUAAAACUGUCGAUUUCGUUAAAACAGAAGCUUUCAACCGGACCAGGCAGAGGGUCGAAGAAGAACGAAAGCAAUGCACGGAUGGUUUAAGUUAGCUUUUUAACUCGUUGUUUUUUUUAAUUAUUAUUCGUUGACACUGUAAAUAGAUAAUAAUCAGUGCUAUAAAAUUUUUUUUAAGUAUUCGAGAUAUGUUGAAAAAUAAGUUAUAUGUUGAUAGAGAAAUGAUUUAAUUUAUAGCCUUAACAUUGAUACUUUGUAAUUCUUUUCUAAUAUUAAUGCAAUAAGUAAUUUGUGCAUUUGGUUAAUUAAGCACGUAAUUGUGUAAUUUAUUUUUUUUUGUCGCCAUAUUUUUAUAUAGAUUUUGAAUUUUUUUUUUAUUAUUUUGUUUAACGUCGCUCUAUUUAUGCUCCAUCAGUGCUAAUCAGCGACGGAAGCUUGCAAUGUGUUUGAGAGUAAAGCACAUAAAAGUGUUUUCAGUGGUGCUUGUAUCAAUCAGCAGGGACUGGAAAUCGAACCCGGGCCUACCGGGUACGAGUCCGUCGCCCUACUAACCGAACCAUUGCAAGUCCCUAGAUUUUGAAUUAUUUCGACAUUUGUAACUUAUUCGUGAACUCAAACACAUAUCUAAGUAAAAAGUAUGUUUGAUUAUCAACCAAUUUUAAUACCAACUUCUGCUUCAAAGUAUUUUUCCGAAUUGAUAAUAACGCAUCGCAUCAAUGAUAAUGAAUUUAGAUUGUAAAUAUAACAAACCUCAAUAUUUUUAUAGAAUGGUAUUUAUUGGGUAGAUCUCGGGAAUCCGUCGGAAAAACAUUAUUAAAUUGCAAUUAAUUAAAGUAGCAAUAUUUGAAAGGACCAAAAAAAUAAAUUUAAUAAUUUUAAUAAUUGUAUUGUAAACCAUUUAUAUCCAUUUUGCAGCUUAGCUGUGUAUGUCGUACAUUUUUUAACACAGAAUAGAAGAAAAAUUAUUUACAUACUUACAUGAUAAAAUGAAAUACCAAUUUCACGUUUCGGAUGCGAAAGAGAUAUAUUAAAUUGUAAUUUUAUUUAUUUUGUAUUCACUGUAUUAAUACAGGUAUUCUGAAUAUCCAGAAAAAAGAAAAU
Phymastichus coffea is the source of this 3111-nucleotide messenger RNA. RefSeq names its product GRB2-associated-binding protein 2-like (gene dos). The transcript has 8 exons. The record is from RefSeq and is a predicted model, not a curated record. Lineage: Eukaryota; Metazoa; Arthropoda; Insecta; Hymenoptera; Eulophidae. Bases 285 to 2105 code for a protein of 606 amino acids.